GCGCGGCUCCUCAUAUUAUCCCCAGACUAAGUUGAGUGAGCACGCAACUGUGAACCGCAAUUUUUUUGCAUUAUUUCUCUACGUUAUCUGUGCUUAUAGAGGAAAACCGUACUAAGAAACUUUCAAAAGAAAACAGAAGAGUAUUUCAAUGGAGAACUUCCCAGAAAUCGAAUCCCUUCUGGCCAACAACGUCUUCAAAAUGGCACCGCAGAACGGACGUGAUGAAAGUGAACAGGUUAUCGAGUUUGACUUGGAUCAACUGACAGAUGAAGGUGGGCUGGUCAAUUUUAUUCUAGGUAGUGACCUUGAGUCUGACACCCAGACUGAGCCUUCAAGGCAAUCUGACGAUAUAGUGAACUAUACAACUUUGAAGGCAGUGCCACCCAUGACCCUGGGAUCUGUGGUAGACACCCCAUAUACUGACCUCGAUAAUCCAACCUUUGUAACACAGAUGUUCACCAGUGAGGUCACCAUUCCAAGUACUGUGCAGAGCAUUGAAGAAGUGAGCAUUCCAAGUACAGUGGAGUCCAUGCCCGUCACUGCAGCUGAUGACUUCAACUUCGAGCAUAUGGUGGCAGUGGCACCUUCAGACAUCUUCUGCGAGGAAGCUCCCAAGAAGAGAGGACGUAAACGCAAGUCACAAGAUGAGGCCAGACCUUCCCGCAGGCGACGCCCCAAGAAGCCAAAAGUUUACGAAAUUGAAACCCCAUUUGAAAAUGAAGAGUUGGAGAGGAAACGCAAGAACGCCCAGAAUGCCAAGAGACAUCGUGACUUGCAAAAGCAGAGACUACUGGAUAUGCAGAAGGCGCUGGAUACUGUUACUGCAGAGAAAAAUGGCCUGCAGGAGGAGGUUCGACAACUACGGCAGGAGCAGGCGAGGUUGAUGCAGCAAAUACAAAUCUACCAGCAGCAGAAUGGAGGCACCGUUUAUAUCCUGUCCUGAACAUCUAACGUCGAAACCACCUGAUGACCAACCUGGAGCAGAAUCAAAAGAAAAAUGGAACUGAACCCAAAGACAAACCAGUUACAGCAUCCUGUCAAGCAGGGUGCUCUUACCCGCUUGAAACAACACCACUCUACCUGUACACUGCAUGUCAGCUCUCCUGCAUGAGAACAUAUGAGCUCUCGUGUGUGAGAGCAUGUGAGCUCUCCUGCAUGAGAACAUGUGAACUCUUCUGCAUGAGAACGUAUGUGCUUGUGCAUCACUACAACAUGUUACACAUUACAACUUACUCUACACUUACAUGCAUUUUUUUUGUUUUAAUUGCUCUUAACUGUGAUAUAUGCAAGUUUUUAACUACCUCACCUAACUUAUUGUGAUUGCUAAAGAUUGCUCAACUAUAAUUACCUCAAAUGUGAUAUUUAUAUAAGAACGGGGUAACUUUUGCAUUUGAUAUUUCGAGUACUGAAAAGACAUCAAAUUUCAGUGCUAUAAUUCACACUAAUAACUAAUCACAUGAUUUUUUUUUUAAUUUCAGGUUCAGUUCAUCGUGGUGGACUGCUACUGGUGCUGUGUUAGAAACCUAGAGAGUUCCAGGGGGGUCAGCGCCCCCGUGACCCGGUCUGUUGCCAUGAUGUGACCACCACCACAGUCCAACAUCCCAGGAACAACGACCACAUUACUGUUUUAGCUAUGCUGUGGCGUAAGUGGUAUACACUGUAAAGUCUGAAUAUUUAUCUAAGCUUUAUGCUAAGUUGGCGGAUUUAUAAACUUUUAUGAUAGGGUUAAUUUAUAAACUAGUUGUAUGCUAGGUUUGAUAAUUUAUAAACUAGUUGUAUGCUAGGUUUGAUAAUUUAUAAACUAGUAUGCUAGGUUUGAUAAUUUAUAAACUAGUUGUAUGCUAUGUUUGAUAAUUUAUAAACUAGUUGUAUGCUACGUUUGAUAAUUUAUAAACUAGUUGUAUGCUACGUUUGAUAAUUUAUAAACUAGUUGUAUGCUACAUUUGAUAAUUUAUAAACUAGUUGUAUGCUAUGUUUGAUAAUUUAUAAACUAGUAUGGAAGAUUUGAAUUUAUACAGUUUAACACUUGUAAUGAAUGUUGAAUUUAUAAAUUAGUAUGCAGGGUUUGAAUUUAUACAGUUUAGCACUUAGUUUUCACUGUUGAAUUUAUUGACUAGUUUUAUGCUAGAUAUAUGUGCCAAUUUAUGUAUUAUAAUUUAACUAUUGUAAUUAUCGUGAGUAUUUUGCUACAAGAACAAAUUUUACAAAAAUAUAAGAAUGGUUUGUGACUCGUUUAUGUUCUGUAGAUUUUGUAAUGUUAAUAAGGUAAUCUAUUUUUAAUUGACUAAUUAAAAGCACACAACAUUGCUAUAUAGAUUUGGCAUAAUUUGUUCAUGUAGAAAAUAUAUAUCUAUUAUUACAUGUUCAUAAUUCAGCAGGUUUAUUGCAUAACAAAAAUUGCUAAUUUACCAGGUAUUUUGUGCAACAGUACAUUAAUAAUUUAGCAGAUUAUUGCCCAACAUGAUUAUAAUAGUGAUUUAAAAAGGAAUGAGUAUAACACUAGGACAUAUUUGAAAACAUUUUUAGUCCUGAGACCUUGAUCAUUUCUGAGAAGUAAUCAAGGUUCCAGGGCUGAAAAGUUCAUGAAUAUCCCAUUGUUUGCUCACAUAUAUUUAAACUCCUUUGUAUCUAAUACCAAGGUUUACACUGGAAUUUUAUAAUUAAGCUGAUAUAGUUCUCUUAACAAAUUUUCUUACUCAAAAUUAAUGUUCUGAUUGCAGUUAUGAUUUUUUAAAGCUAUUUAAAAACUUUUAUUUAAACUAACAAUAUAUAAGGCUGUGAUGUAAUUUAUAGUAUCUAGUCUUUUGUCUAAAUAGUCUUGUCUGACGAUUUGACUGACUACUUAGUUCAGUUUGAUUACUAAUAGUACAAAUUGAUCCUAGUCAUUGUAAGAGUAUAUUGUGUAUAGUCCUUUGUCUGUGGAUCUGACUUAAUUACCUAGUGCAAAUUAAAGUACAAAUUUACACUUAUAUAUCACAAUAGUUAUAAGUCUUUAUGGUUGGUCCAUCUCUAUGUGCAUUCACAAAUGAUAACUCACUUGUAUAUGGUAACUGUAAUAACAUUUUAUGUAGCUUAAAGGGAUAGGGGAGAUUGUGUAUAUCAGUGGUGUGUAAUACAAACAAGAUUAUCAAUUACACAUGUACAGUAUUUGAGUAUCUGAUUCUGUGGACGUUUCGUCAACCAGUGGCUUUAUUGAUACAAUAUAGGAAACUGGAGAGGUAGAAGACGAGAUAAUCAGUCCAUCAGCCUAGAAGCAGAACACAAGUCUUGACAGUCGUCAAGACUGUGUACUGAACAUUGCUCCUUGUACUGAUUUGUGUACUGAACAUUACUCCUUGUACUGAUUUGUGUACAGAACAUUACUCCUUGUACUGAUUUGUGUACAGAACAUUGCUCCUUGUACUGAUUAUCUCAUUUUCUACCUCUCCAGUCUUCUGUAUUGCAUUGGUCAAGCCACUGGCUGACGAAACGUCUACAGAAUAGACACCCAGAUGUUGCACGUCUUAAUUCAUUAUAGGGGAGAUUGCCAUGGUGCAAGUGAAGGACUCCUCUAAGGAAUUUGAGUUAUCCUAGACUUCCUUGGAUUGAAUCUGAUUACAUCCUAUUUCCCAGGCACUGCAUUGACUCCUACGAUUUUAGUGCUCCCUCUUGAGUUUAUGUAAAUAUUACUCAUUGGAAAGAGCUAAAACUUGAGGAGUCUGCAAUGCUUCAAGAAUGGGAGGUAAUUAGGUUUGAUCCUGGGAAGGAGAGAGUGCUGAAAUUACUCUUGAUCAAGAGCCUGUCACCAGCAUCAAGGUAACCUGUCCCUCUUAGAAGGGGAGAGGGUUCUUUCUACAGCUUUACUAUUGCACUAUUUAAUUAUUUUUGGUAUGUAUGUACUUGUUUUGCUUGACAUUUACUUGUUUUAACUAUUUUAUAAGGCGCUGUAUAAUCCUCCGGGUUUAGCGCUUCCCCCUUGAUUAUAAUAAUAAUAAUUUAACUAUUUUAUAA
Molecule: messenger RNA, 3990 nt
Organism: Cherax quadricarinatus
Lineage: Eukaryota; Metazoa; Arthropoda; Malacostraca; Decapoda; Parastacidae
Source: RefSeq, a predicted model, not a curated record